AUGAUUUUUGGAGGUUACACUGAAGAAUAUCCUACCAUAUGCAGCGCGAGAGAUAGCGUCCAUACUCUGCUAAAAGGAUCUCCAAAAAUCACGACAAAUGGGCCGAUCAUGAAAUUUGAUGCUACUACCUCCCAACCGCUGCAACAACCACACACCGAUCCUCUAGUGGUCACCCUCAAAAUCGGUCAAAUGAAGGUCAAGCGAGUACUGGUGGACACUGGAAGCACAUCCGAUCUCAUAACCAUGGAGUGCCUAAGAAAGAUGAAGUUCGAAGAAAAACACUUGCAACCCCUCGAUAAACCUUUGAUCGGAUUCGGGGGGAAUCAGGUCAUUCCACUGGGAACCAUCAUACUCCCUGUACGAAUAGGGGAAAGAGAUGGAAGCAGAACCAUACCCAUACGAUUCACGGUGGUGGAUCUCACAUUCCCCUACAAUGCCAUCAUGGGGCUUCUACUCAUCAACAAGAUCAAAGCCGCAAUCAUUCCUCAUCAACUCUUGCUACAAUUUGAGCGGGACAAUGGACAAGUUGGUAUCCUCAAAGGGGAUCAGGUGAUGGCGCGCCAAUGCCUUGUCAACACCCUGAAGCGAGGAACUUCCGUCAUUCCCUCCAAAAGAGAGAGGGAAGAAAAGUCUGCAACCGUCAUGAGUGUGUAUGUGGACAAUCCCAACACACACGAAAGGCCCGACCCAAUGGAACGAUACGAGGAGGUAGGAAUAUUCGACGGGAAGCAAAUCAAAAUCGGAAAAGACCUUCCAAAAGCGGUCAAGGAGGAUAUCAUGGCCACCAUCGCCGAGUUUCGCGACAUCUUCGCUUUUUCCACGGAAGAAAUGUCUGGCAUAUCAACAAGUGUCAUGUGCCACAAACUUGACAUAAAGCUAGGCUACAAACCCGUGAAGCAAAAUUUAAGACAUCAGGGGAAAGAGAGAAUAGAGGCGGCCAAAACAGAAGUAGAAAAUUUGUUGAAAGCAGAGUUCAUCCGGGAAUGCAAAUACUCCGACUGGCUAUCCAACGUCGUCCUCGUGAAAAAAUCAAAUGGAAAGUGGAGGAUGUGUGUUGAUUUUACGGAUCUAAACAAGGCAUGCCCCAAGGACGAUUAUCCACUCCCAAAGAUAGACGUUUGGUGGAUUCCACGGCAGGCCACACCCUACUAA
Messenger RNA from Amaranthus tricolor (Joseph's coat), 1152 nucleotides. RefSeq lists its product as uncharacterized. Lineage: Eukaryota; Viridiplantae; Streptophyta; Magnoliopsida; Caryophyllales; Amaranthaceae. The record is from RefSeq and is a predicted model, not a curated record. The transcript has a single exon. The coding region runs from base 1 to 1152 and encodes 383 amino acids.